Photinus pyralis (common eastern firefly) is the source of this 2150-nucleotide messenger RNA. Its product is annotated as baculoviral IAP repeat-containing protein 7-B-like. The record is from RefSeq and is a predicted model, not a curated record. Lineage: Eukaryota; Metazoa; Arthropoda; Insecta; Coleoptera; Lampyridae. Gene Ontology annotation, molecular function: ubiquitin protein ligase activity; cysteine-type endopeptidase inhibitor activity involved in apoptotic process. The coding region runs from base 212 to 1759 and encodes 515 amino acids. Gene Ontology annotation, biological process: regulation of cell cycle; positive regulation of protein ubiquitination; negative regulation of apoptotic process. Gene Ontology annotation, cellular component: nucleus; cytoplasm. The transcript is spliced from 2 exons.
AUUUGGCCACUAUACCAGUGCACUUAUAAUAGUUGUUAAUGUGGAUAGUUGGAGUUGGAAAUAGUUUAACACUGUGACUAUUGUGAUUUACGAAACCAGUAAAAAUAUUACAAUAAAAUAAAUUAAUCUUUAAUUUGAACACCCGAUUUACUUAACUUUUUAAAUUUACAAUACUAAGAAAUAUAACCUAUAAAUCGUAUAUAUUUUUAUAAUGAAUAUCGAAGAAAAUAGACUACAAACAUUUACUGAUUGGCCUUCAGAUGCUGUAGUGAGUCCAAUUAGAAUAGCAAAAGCGGGGUUUUAUUCGCUGCAACAAAACUUGACAGUGAAGUGCUUUUGUUGUGAACUAGAAAUAUCGGAGUGGAACUAUGGAGACCAAGUCAUGGCAAGACAUCGGGAACUAAGCCCGGCGUGUGCUUUUAUUUUGGACUCCUCCGCUUCAGGAAAUGUACCUAAUAUAUCGCACUCAAUCCAUGACAGUAUUCUUUCAGAAGAUGUAGUGGACUCUCCACAUUCCACUCAUUCUCUUAGACAUGAAACAGUUCGCUUGCAAAGCUUUGAGAACUGGCCCGUUCCUCACAUAGUUAGUCCAGAAAGUUUAGCAAAAGCGGGAUUUUACUACUUAAAACAGCGAGAUAGAACUAAAUGUGCAUUUUGCAAUGGAAUUGUUGUUGCGUGGGAGGUCGGCGACGAUCCGGACUAUGAACAUAAACGCCAUUUCCCUAGUUGUUCAUUCGUACAACAAGUAAUUACUCCACGUUUGGAGCUUCAAAACGAAUCACAAUACGAUAAUACAAAUCCGUCUUUUUCAAACGUGAACGUUGUGAACGAAUCAAAUUUGUACGAGGUGGGGGUGAUGCAACACAGAGGUCCAAAGAAAAGUAAAUUUGCGACGUUAGAAUCGAGGAUGCGUACAUUUUCAAUGUGGCCUGAAGAACUUAUUCAGACACCUGAUUCUUUGUCUCAGGCUGGUUUUUAUUACGAAGGCUCUGGUGAUCAGGUGCGCUGUUUUCAUUGUGAUGGGGGCUUGAGGCAUUGGGAUCCGCAAGAUGAUCCAUGGACUGAACAUGCACGGUGGUUUCCUAAAUGUGGAUAUGUGGUGCUGGUGAAAGGGCAGGAAUUUAUUACCGCUUGCACCAGUAACAAUUCAUCAAAUACGGAUGAAGAAUAUAGGAAAUCAGUUAGGCCAUAUCAACAACGUGAAGUAACGGAAAAAGAAAUACUAACGCAAAUGUUGACACCUGAAGUUAUGGCAGCGUUAAGUAUCGGUCUCCAUGUUGGACGCAUCAAGCAGGCCAUUAAAGAAAAAUUGGAACAAACUGGAAUAGGCUUUGCGACACCCGAUGCUGUAAUCGAGGCAGCGUUAAAUGUUCAGUUGGACGAGGACGAAUCUUCAGAUGCCCAUGUAUCGCAAGAGGUUACCCAAAUUUUAGCGGAAGCCGUUAAUAGAACUCUAAAUCAUAAUGAGCAAGCUCAACAAGAUGUGAAAAUGGGUUCUCCGGCCGAAACACCACCUCAUCCUCCCUCACCGAAGAACGAACAAAGCAAUACAAAUUCAGACAAAUCUCUUACUUUGGAAGAGGAAAAUAGGUUAUUAAAGGAAGCUAGGCUGUGUAAAAUUUGUAUGGACAAUGAGGUGGGCAUUGUUUUUUUACCGUGUGGACAUUUAGCCACUUGUUUUAAUUGCGCACCAAAUUUAGAAGAUUGUCCUGUUUGUAGAUCUACCAUAAAAGCAACAGUUAGAACGUUUUUAUCCUAACAUAGUCACUUUUAGACAAUGAUAUUGUGGUGUUUAAAUAUUUAUUGAAUUAAAGGUUUAUUUAUGUUAUUGUAAUAUUAUAUACGCAGCAAUUCAUAACCACUGACUUUUAUAUUAGGAAGUUUUUCUUAUAUAAAAAUAACACACCUUGUCCAAAUUGGUAUAUUUUUAAACUAAAUCUAUUUUAUACUAGAUAUAUGUAUAGGCAUGAUACCAAACUUGUCACAAGAAAAUCAUUUUUCACCUGUCUGUUCUUUUCCUUAUCUAUUGUAUGAGUUACACACGAAAUAUGUUGUAUGUGGUAUGUCACACUUUUUACAAAAUAGCAAAUUCAAUCCUUGAAAUUAUGUCAAAACAUGUAACACAUAAUUAAACUUUUUCCAAAAGUGUU